CGGAGUGCAGGGGCAAUUUGCAGGUGAAAGUUGGUUUCCCACGGCCUCAAAGCCACCCGCAGAGCGAAUAAGCUGCGUGGCCGGAGGUGAACGCGUGCGGGUCCAGGUCUGCACCGGGUUGUCCGCAGCGGGCAAGCCGGCACACGCCCACCAGCUGCGGCAGCGCCCGCUGCGGACGUCCUCCCCGCGGUCCCGGGAGAGGCAGCCGCUGCCCUUACUCGUGUGUUCUCCGAGCGGAACAAAACAGCCUUCCAACAAACCUAAAAGCUCCACCUCUACUCCCCCGUGAACUCUUCUCCUAAUUGGCAGCUCGGCGCAUGGGAUGAUGCGGGCGGCUGCGGGCCGGCCCUGCAGUGCCAAGCCGCAACAUCCCCGUCCGGUUGGAGAAGGAGAGGGCUGCUCAGGCUGCACCCCACGAUCCUGAUCGCGGCGCUCCGGUCACCGUGAGAAACCGGCGGGGACGCCGCCCCUCCUGCGGCUGGAGCGCUUCCAGAGCAGAGGCGCAUCGCAGUGCCGCUCGCCCCGGCGUCCUCCCUCCAGCUCCGGCUCCUCCUCCUCCCCCCAAGCCCCGGCGCCCGCAGCGGGCUCCAAGAGGCGAGCGGGCGCGCCUCCCCCUCUUCGUCCUCCCCCUCGUCUCGCUCUCUCGCGGCUAACUUUCCUGAGCCCCGACCCGCGGCGCGGAGCUCCCCCCGGCAGCUGCGGGGCCCAGAGCCGACCUCGGGGCGGAGAGCGUGGGGGGUGCCCACUAUCUCAUCCCAAGCCCUCGGAGUGCUCCGGAGAGAACAGGACCAUGUCCCGGGCUGGGGACCGAGGCAAAACCCUGGCGAGAUGGCUGGGCACUGGGCUUUUGGGUCUCUUCUUGCUCCCUAUGUCCCUGCCGUUGGAGGUGUCUGUGGGAAAGGCUACCACCAUCUACGCUAUCAAUGGCUCAGCGAUCCUGCUGCCCUGCACCUUCUCCAGCUGUUUUGGCUUCGAGAAUCUCUACUUCAGAUGGUCGUACAAUAACACCGAGACGUACAGGAUUCUCAUAGACGGCAUUGUGAAGAAUGAGAAGUCUGACCCAAAGGUGAAGGUGAAGGGUGAUGACCGCAUCACCCUGGAGGGCUCCACGAAGGAGAAGAUGAACAACAUCUCCAUCCUGCUGAGUGACCUGGAGUUCAGUGACACGGGCAAAUACACCUGCUUUGUGAGGAACCCCAAAGAGAAGGACCUCAACAACUCUGCCACCAUAUUCCUCCAAGUGGUUGAUAAAUUGGAAGAAGUGGACAACACGGUGACGCUCAUCAUCCUGGCUGUGGUAGGUGGGGUCAUUGGACUUCUGGUCUGCAUCCUGCUGCUGAAGAAGCUCAUCACCUUCAUCCUCAAGAAGACCCGAGAGAAGAAGAAGGAAUGUCUCGUGAGUUCCUCUGGGAAUGACAACACCGAGAAUGGCCUACCCGGCUCCAAGGCAGAGGAGAAGCCACCCACAAAAGUGUGAGGUCCUGCGGGGCCAAGCAGCGCAGGGAACCUCACUUCCUGACGGCGACACUGAUGCUGGAGUCCUGUGUGUAGAACCCACCAACCGCGACGUGUGCUGCUUGGCCCAAACUGUCGUCUUUCUGAGCAGGAAGGACCUGAUCCUGUCCUGCCCAGCCUAGCUACCAUUCCCUCCCCAGCCAGGGCUUCCCAGGGGCAAGGGCUGGCUGGGGAAGGAAGCCUACAGAGGUUGAAGAAAGGGAAAGGAAGGGCUGGAGCAGUGUGGGAGAGUUGGUCCCUGGCACCUGGGAAAAUGGGGUCUCCUUUAGACUUCCCACCCCUGUGAACCCUCACGUUCCCCUCACAUUUUCUUCUGAUCCUUCACCGGGAUAUUGGGGUGAUCAGAGGGCUGCUCCCAAAGCUGGGGUUCAGAGAUGGGUAGAGGGUGGGCACUUGAGAUGUUGGGGAUGUGCUAGAACUCUGGGGUGGAGUCUGCUGGAGGUGGGGCCAGUUCUGAGAUGCAAGCUGGGCUUUGAAGGCUAUCAGGCUUCUGGAAGUUCCUUCCGAGGGAGCUUUCUCUUUCCCCCACCCUGGAAUACCUGCCCACAGUGUCCCAGCUCCCUGUCCAGCUUCCUGCUCUGAAUUUGUAGACUCCUCAGCUAGGACUGGACGCCCUGGCCUUCAAGUGUCCCAGUCUAUCUAGCCUGUCUUUGCUCUCCGAGCUGCCGCUGCUGGGGAGGCUUGGCCGCGGGCCGGGGGGCGGGGGGGGGGGCGCCCUCCAUCCUUCCUGGAACACUGGAGUGCUAUAGGCAUCUUUUCUGGCUUUGCUCUUUGAGUUUCAGGGGUGGGAGAAUGGUGUCUCCAACCUCCCAGCCUUUGGAAUGUCUAUUCCAGCCCUCGUGACUGAUAGCUCUUAUCCUGGGCAUGGCUGGACCAUGCCACCCUGGCACUCCUGGAUCUCAGUUCUUCCCACUUCUCCCCUUCUCUUGAAACAGUUGGUGUUGCCACCUUACUUGAGGGAUGGCUUCUUAGGACCUCCCAUCCUAUACCUUUGCUCCUCCGAUGUCCCUCCAGCAUGCCUGACCUUUCCCUGCCCCUAGGUCCCUCCACUCCCAGCCCUGGGCCUGCCUUUGCCUCAGGGACCCUUGUUUCCAAAUGAGAAGGCCCUUGACUUCUCCAGUGGCUUUCUGCCCAGCUGGGCCAGCUCCUCUGCCAGCCUGAGGUUGAGGAGGAGCAGGGAGAGGGCACUUUCGCCUCCUCUUUACUUCCUGCAGAGCUGGUUUGCACACCCCUCGAGUGUGGGACUAGAUUGUGCCUUAGCUCCCUGAGUCCUGGUUCUUACCCCAUUUCCUUUUGGCUCACACUUCCUGACUUAAUUGCACAGUCUGGUGUGACAGUGGUGGGGGUCCCCAGCUCCCCUCCCCGAGGCCAUGGAGGAGGCCAUGAAGCUGGAGUUGUGUUAACAAUGACCCUAUGGCUGAGGGCAGUCUUGGAGACACCCACCUGUGGGGUGUCUCAUCCUUGUCUUUGACAUGGAGAUGGGAUGGUAUCACAUGUGGGACCUUCAGAUGGGCUUGAUUUUGGGGGUCCCUGUGAUAUAUGAGAUGUGAUAACAGGGGGCACCCCAACUCCCUCUUCCUCACCAGGUUUCUGAUACUCUUGGGUCCCCGGAAGAUGAAGACCAGUCCUCUUUCCAGGGAGUGUGAGGACUUCUGCCUAGGAGUGGCUGAAGGCUUACCCCAAAUUGGAAGUGGGAGUGUAAGGAACAAUAGGGCCUGUAGGGUGCCUGUGGCUAUGGCUAGUGUCUCUUGCCCAAGCCAAGGAGCUCACAGGUCCUUGCCUUCUCUCCUCCUGCCCUUCUUUACCCAGAACUCAUUGUGGCUGGGGGAAAAGUUGCCCUUCUCCUGCUUCUUAUCCAUUUAUUGGAGACAGAGUCUCAUGUAGCCCAGGCUGGCCUCCGACUUCCUACAUAGCCAAGACUGGCCUUGAACUCCUGAUCUUCUGCCUCCAUCACCCCAGUGCUGGGAUGGCAGGUGUGACCCCACACCCUGCUCAGAGUAACCAGGCUCUGAGAUCAAACGCGGCACCAGAGCCUCCAGCCGUUCAGGAGACUUCCGGCUGCCUUCGUGUAGAACUCUGCUCUCUUCCCCGACGUCGGAAGAGGCGCAGUGCUGUGGGCUCUUCUUGCUUUUGUGAGAGGAAGCGAAGGCACAGGGAACCAGAGAGGAGGGUGUCACCCUGCCCCUCUUCCUGUCACUGUGGGCUUACAGGCGGCCCUUGCAGCUUCUCCCAUCUACCCAAAGGGUGAAAUAAUACCUACCUCACAGGGCUGUGGUGAGGCUUGGCAAGGUUUUUGUGUUUUGUUUUGUUUUCGCUUGGCUUGGAAAGGCAUUGGGAAACAAGGUUUAUAACUGGAGACAGUCCCACGUCUGUCAUGUCCUCAUCCCUCUAACACGCGUUACCAUAGGAACCGUGGCUCCAACUGAUGCUAAGCAUCUUGUCCACGGCAUUGGUUUUUUUUUUUUUUUUUUUUUUUUUUUUUUUUUUUUUUUUUUUUUUUUUUUUUUGAUGGAGGUGAUUGGGACUAUGGGGGUAAUUUUUUAUUGUUGUUAUCCCAAUGCCUGCAAUACCUUUUAAUGGAUAGGGAUUAAGAGCACAAAACUUGGUCCUCUUCACAAGGGAUGUCCGGUCCUAGUGCUAGCUUCAUGCCUGUGCAGACAUUGCCACGGAUUGCAUUAGAAUGUAUGCUCACAAAGCCAUUUCCCCCAGCCAGACCCUCAUGCAGGCACGUUUUCAGUAGUGAUCUCAGGAUGGCUGAGGCUGUUCCAUGUACCACUGGGCUACAGAACCUCUUACACAGUUGACUUUGGGAAACCCGGACCCACGCUGGCAAUGACAUCAGUGAGACCAAAGAUGAAGCACAAGUCCCUCCUCAUCCUUGACCUCCAAAUAGACAUCUGCAUUCGAGGGCCCAGAUCCCUCUGUGUAGAAACUGAGCAGAAGGCGACUGGAACCAGCCUGCCGUGCUGGAGGGCCCCGUGAGAGGGAUGCACUGGGAGGGGGGCAGAAUUUCACACACCUGGCUGACCAGCUUUUGUGGAGCCUGGGAGGCAAGAGCAUCCUUCAGAUGGUGGAAUUCAAGGGUGCACUCGUGCGGAGUGGUUGUGGCCUGUGGUGUGCGACAAGGUGUGCCUGGUCCGUCUGCAGAGGUGUGACUGAGUGGGUGGGCUGUGCAUGCAAGGGGUGAUGGGAGAUGGGGGGAGGGGGGACCCUGCACUUUCCACAGCCUGAGUUGGAGGCUGGGGAAGGGUAAGAGAAGUGAACAGCCGUGCUCCUGGAUUCCACUGGGUGACUCCAUCUCAGGGUCACAGUCAGCUGCCAUUGGAGGGCUGGGCAGGGAUGCCAAGAAGAAGGAUUUGUGGGGAGGUCCUCUAGCUUGCUGCACUUUACUUUGUCCCAGAUUGGAGUCCCUGCUCUCCCAUCCCCCACUGGAUACGCAGUGCUUCUGACUAUCAUAUGCAUGGUUUGUUCCUCUGGCUUGGAUGGCAGUACCCAUAGUCAAUUUUCCUAUAUAACUUCAUAGAUCAAACAGUAUAGUGAUGGGCUGUGGGUGCCUCAGGUCCAUGGUGCCUCUCCGAGGCCCCGACGUGCACAAGCCCACUAUUGACUUGUGUUUAAGCACAGAUUGAAUUCAAUUAGGUUGUCUUGCCUCUACAACACGUUUUUGCAUUGUAGAAUUGGAUUUAGCUUCGCUUUGGAUGAAAUAAAAAUUAUUUUUUAAUAA
Molecule: messenger RNA, 5239 nt
Organism: Peromyscus californicus insignis
Lineage: Eukaryota; Metazoa; Chordata; Mammalia; Rodentia; Cricetidae
Gene: Scn4b
Product: sodium voltage-gated channel beta subunit 4
Exons: 5
Coding region: 791-1477 (228 amino acids)
Biological process (GO): regulation of sodium ion transmembrane transporter activity; regulation of ventricular cardiac muscle cell membrane repolarization; cardiac muscle cell action potential involved in contraction
Cellular component (GO): voltage-gated sodium channel complex; membrane
Molecular function (GO): transmembrane transporter binding; sodium channel regulator activity
Source: RefSeq, a predicted model, not a curated record